Molecule: messenger RNA, 342 nt
Organism: Oppiella nova
Lineage: Eukaryota; Metazoa; Arthropoda; Arachnida; Sarcoptiformes; Oppiidae
Source: the annotation of a GenBank genome assembly
AUGUCGAAAGACAUGUCCGCACAGGAGAAGGAACUGCAAAGACUGCGCAAAGAAGUGGUCGGCCUAUCGAUCAUGAAAAGCAAUUACGAGAAGAUGGUUCAACUGCACCAACAGUCGCAGCCGGGACUCCAGACCAAUCAGAUCACCGAUGACGUCAAGUUUGGCAUCUUUGAGGCCAUCUUUGACAACCUGUUCCAGUCGUUCGACAAGUCGGUCGAAGUGACAAACUUUACCCAAUUGUCUGGAAGUACUUUCAAUUGGUUGGAAGAACACUGCAAACCACAGACACUUCAGCAGAUGGUCGUCCAGAUUCUCCAGAAACAAAAACUCCUCACCAACUGA